AUGUCUUCGAGUUCUGGAACACGUUGUAAUGUUCCUGGCUGUAAAAAAUCGUCUGGUGCGAACCCAGAAUUGACAUUUCACGGGGCCAAGGGCAGAGACACGGAACGAAAGUGGGAAGCAGCAAUCGCCGGCAGUCUUCCUGUCGUGGCAGAGGAACUGCAUGUUCGGCACGUUUGUUCCUCGCAUUUUGCCGACGAGGCGUACGUGGAAUCGGACUUAUUGCAAUUCCGUAUGGGACUGUCAGCCAAACGAAAGAGACUAAAGCCCGAUGCUGUGCCCACAUUGUUCGAUGAGCAAAUGGAAACCACCGACGUGCCGGAUGAGCAGGUGGAGAGAAGCGGCUUGAUGGAAUCUGCUUCAGGUGCGUAUGCAGGAGUAUCAGCCUCUACAAGUGGUGCAAGUGGGAGUUCAGUUCUGCAGCACAUGACAGCCACAUCAUCAGAGGAUGUUCUCGUCCUGGAUGAACUGCCCCUUCAGCCUUUGGUUCCAUACCAGACUGUCAGCCAAUAUGGCUUUUUGUACACUUUGGUGCCACAGAAACAACGCUUGAAGGGUGGAAAGACGGCAAAUAAGAAAACACAGACAGCUGUUCCCACUGCAACACUUGCCACUCAAACAGGCAUCCUCAUGCCAAGCAGGGGAACUCAGACAGCUGUAACCUUCCCACCCACUGGUGCACUCUCCUUUACAUCCUCACAAGUUGCAGCAGAGUGUCCAGAAACCAGUGGAGACAAAGGCGCAGCUGUUUCUUUAGCAGAGGCUUUGCUGCCACAUGAUGACGCAGCACAGCUUUGUGUUGUCCCACUGGAGCAUGCUAGCCUUUCGACGUCACCGCCUGGUGGCCGUACCUCUACUCCAGUGCCUGUGGACUUAGACACGACGGAUGUGUCCACAUGGUAUGGGCAGUAUUUUCUUUUUCAACAUGUAUUCAGCUUUGUUGUUAUUUCUGGGAACUUUGUUUGGAUUGGUGUACAUAAAAAUGACACUGUGGCAUUGUCUCAGCAGAGAUGA
Messenger RNA from Ornithodoros turicata, 1011 nucleotides. RefSeq lists its product as uncharacterized. The coding region runs from base 1 to 1011 and encodes 336 amino acids. Gene Ontology annotation, molecular function: sequence-specific DNA binding. NCBI's taxonomy places the organism in Eukaryota, Metazoa, Arthropoda, Arachnida, Ixodida, Argasidae. The transcript has 5 exons. The record is from RefSeq and is a predicted model, not a curated record.